AUGAAGUUCACUGGAAUCGUCGCUUCUCUGGCUGUUGCCAGCUCUGCCUCUGCUCUGGCCAUCCCUCAGACCCCCGUUGAUGCCACCGCCACCCUGAGCCAGCUGAACAAUGCUCUCAACAAUGUUGAGGGUCUCGUCGGUGGUCUCCUCGGCGGCGUCUGCCAGGAGGUCGACCUCACCCAGGUCCAGACCGAACUCAUCGACAUCAAGGGCCAGCUGACCAAGCUCGUCCCUGUCUCUGCUGCCACCAAGCGUGAUAUCACGGGCACGGCUAGCAAUGUUGCUGCGCCCGCGACCAGUGCCGCCGGUAGCGAAGUCGGCAAUGUUGAGGGUGCUGUUCAGCCCGUCACCAAUGUCGCUGGCGGCGCAGUCAACACCGUUCAGGGUGUUGCUAAGCCUGUCACCGAUGUGGCCGGUGGCGCAGUCAACACCGUUCAGGGUGUUGCUAAGCCUGUCACCGAUGUCGCCGGUGGCGCUGUUGACACCGUCAAGAACACUGCUGGCGGCGCUGUUGGCGCCGUUAAGAACACUGCCUCUGGUGCCGUCAACACUGUUACUGGCACCGUCGGCGUCAACACCCUUGCGCAAAACCUGGUCAGCAAGGUUAAGAGCGGUGCCCUCGACGCUGCUGGUGUCCAGAACGUCCUCGACACUGUCAGCCAGGCUGGUGGUCUCUCUCCUGCUUCCCUCACCUCCAUCCUUGGGGGUCUCCUUUAA
Molecule: messenger RNA, 717 nt
Organism: Aspergillus pseudoviridinutans
Lineage: Eukaryota; Fungi; Ascomycota; Eurotiomycetes; Eurotiales; Aspergillaceae
Exons: 5
Coding region: 1-717 (238 amino acids)
Source: RefSeq, a predicted model, not a curated record